Molecule: messenger RNA, 3207 nt
Organism: Fomitopsis serialis
Lineage: Eukaryota; Fungi; Basidiomycota; Agaricomycetes; Polyporales; Fomitopsidaceae
Product: P-loop containing nucleoside triphosphate hydrolase protein
Exons: 8
Coding region: 1-3207 (1068 amino acids)
Molecular function (GO): translation elongation factor activity; ATP hydrolysis activity; ATP binding
Source: RefSeq, a predicted model, not a curated record
AUGUCUGCCCUCUUCUUGUCGAACGCGUACACGGGGGCGACCUUGUGCAGGCGGUACGGCGAGCUCUGGCGGUGGGACGAGUGGUUGCUCCGCCGAGCGAUCAUUCCCGCUUCGCGGUUAUGCGUGCACAAGCAGGGUGGCGAUGCGUCAAUAUGGACUCUCCUGGAUAAGUACCACUCAUGCAGCUCGCACUGGCCACCCACGUUCCGUUCUGCGCAGCGCUCGACCAUCACUGUCUUGCACCUCCACACGUUCGUCCUCCGGGCGCAUGCAUUGCAAGCCGAAGCGGUCAUCCGGACGUCCCGAGACGGCGCGGAGAAGGCGCACAGGUGGAUCAGCGCUGCGCGCUCGGUGGAGUACCGCACGAUCCUGACUGCCAGCACGCAGUUUCCCAAGGCCGGCGAGCGGAACAUCCAGGCUGACGACCUAGCGACCUCAGCGUCGCAGUGUUGCCUCGCUACCUCCGCCCCCAGCUCUCUCAAGGCUGCCGUCGCACCCGCAGACGGCCAGUUUGAUGAUUCCGGUCUCUUCGUCGCCGACAAGGCGACCCACGAGUCCGCAGCAACGACCCUCGCUGCGCUCGCCCAAAAGGAUGGCCCCAAGGCCCUCCAGUCUGUCGGCUUCAACGAUGCUGCUAUCAAGGCCCUCAGCGACAAGAAGUCGCCCGCGGCGCGUGAGGGUGCAGCGAACGCCGUCGCUGUGAUCACCAAGUCCGACGCUGUGAAGGCUCUCGAGCCCCUUUUCAUUGACUCCGGACUCUACGCUGCUCUGCUCGAAUGCUUCGCCGACAAGAUGCCCGCUGUGCGCACGGCCGCCAUCGAGGCAGUGAAGGCGUACGUUGUGGGUAUGAACACUUGGGGUGCAGCGCUUAUCAAGACGGUCGGCAAGUGGCAGGUCAAGACCGGCUCGCUCACUGUCCUCAACCAGCUUGUUACAAGCGCGCCUCUUCAGACUGCGCGUCUCACCCCAGAGAUCGUCCCCAUCCUCGCUGAGGCGAUCUGGGACACGAAGGCUGACGUGAAGAAGGCUGCGAAGGAUUCGCUUGAGAGGGCCACGGCUCUAGUUUCCAACAAGGAUAUAGAACGCUUCAUUCCUGCACUCAUCAAGGCUCUGAUCAACCCCGUUGAGGAGGUUCCCAAGACCAUCAACCUCCUCUCGGCCACCACAUUCGUUUCGGAGGUAGACUCCGCUACGCUCUCACUCAUGGUCCCUCUGCUUUCUCGCGGUCUUAGUGAGAAGCCUACUGCUACUAAGCGCAGGGUCGCCGUAAUCAUCGACAACAUGGCUAAGCUCGUAGACUCCGCUGUCACCGUUCGUCCCUUCAUCCCGAAGCUGCUCCCGGGACUUCUUAAAGUCGAGACGACCAUCGGUGACCGCGAGGCUCGCAGCGUCGUUGGCCGUGCUGUCGCCACCCUCCGUCAAGUCGGUGACGUCCCCGCCGACAACGACGGUUCUGAUUUCCCGCCCUUGAAGAAGGCGGACGAGAAGCAGCUCGCGCAUUCCCUCCUCGGUCUCUACAAGAAGGCUGGCGCUGAGGCCCCUUCUGCGGGCUCCAUCGACGUCAUGUACGCCAGCAACCUUGCUGCCAACCCCGUCAACGCGAAGAACUUCGACGUGUCGGAGUGGCAAUCGCUUGCGCCUUACCUCGCGUUCGUCACGACGACGCCUGAGCCCAUCGUGAUCGUCAACGAGUGGGUUGUCAAGUCUGCAUCUCUGGAGGAUGAGGACACCGAAGUCCCUGAGGAUGAGGAGGAGGGCGAGGAUCUUUGCAACUGCCAAUUCUCGCUCGCCUACGGUGCUAAGAUCCUGCUGAACACUGCGACUCUCCGUCUCAAGCGUGGUCACCGCUAUGGUCUGUGCGGUCGCAAUGGUACCGGCAAGUCCACUCUCAUGCGUGCCAUCACCAACGGCCAAGUUGAGGGCUUCCCGUCGCCGGAUGAGGUCCGAACCUUCUACGUCGAGCACGAUAUCGACGGUAGCGAGGCCGAGACGGCCAUCCUCGAAUUCAUCCUUUCCGACACACGUAUCCAGGCUGGCGAGCAGGAGGUUAUCGAGACGCUCGCGUCCGUAGGCUUCAGCGACGAGAGGCAGAAGCAGGCGAUUGGCAGUCUGUCUGGUGGCUGGAAGAUGAAGCUCGCUCUCGCGCGCGCGAUGUUGUUCAAGGCUGACAUUCUGCUCCUCGAUGAGCCAACUAACCACUUGGACGUUGUCAACGUCGCGUGGCUCGAGAACUACCUCACCGGCCUUACGACUUGCACGUCCAUCAUCGUCUCGCACGACUCUGGCUUCCUCAACAACACCAUCACCGACGUCCUCCAUCUCAACCGCUUCAAGCUCAGGAGGUACAGGGGCAACCUUGAGUCCUUCAUGAAGCAGGUUCCUGAGGCGCGCUCGUACUACACGCUCGAGGCGCAGGAGGACUACCAGUUCAAGCUGCCCGACCCGCCCCUUCUCGAGGGUGUCAAGACCAAGGAGAAGUCGCUUCUCAAGAUGCGCAAGGUCGGCUACCCACAGCUGUACGACAUCACGCUCCAAGUCUCGCUCUCUUCUCGUGUCGCCGUCCUCGGUCCCAACGGAUCCGGCAAGUCGACGCUCGUCAAGUUGCUCAUUGGCGAUCUCGAGCCCAACAGAGGCGGUGAGACCUGGAAGCACCCGAACUUGGUCAUCGGCUACGUCGCGCAGCACGCUUUCCACCAUCUCGAUAAUCAUUUCGACAAGACGCCGCUGGAGUACAUGCUGUGGCGUUACGGUGAGGACUUGGAGGAGAUGAUGAAGGCGAAUCGACAGAUUUCAAAAGAGGAGCAGCAGAAGAUGAAGGAGGGCACUGUCGUCGUCGUCGAGGGCCAGAAGCGCUUGAUUGACGAGAUCGUGGCGCGCAAGAAGCUCAAGCAGUCGUACGAGUACGAGGCGUCGCUCAAGGCCCUCUCCUCGUCAGAGAACAUCUGGCUGCCGCGUGACGAGCUGAUCAAGCGUGGCUUCGAGAAGAAGGUCCUCGAGGUCGACACCCGUGAGGCGCAGCACCUCGGUCUGCUCCCCCCUUCGUUCGCCGAGUUCGUGUCGCACAACUCGAUGUGCGGUCUCUCCGGUGGUCUGAUGGUGAAGGUUGUGCUCGGCGCUGCAAUGUGGCGUCGCCCGCACGUCAUCUGCCUGGGCGAGCCGACGAACUACGUCGACCGCUUCCGCGAAUUCGACGGUCGAUGUCCUUGA